Molecule: messenger RNA, 1676 nt
Organism: Vigna radiata var. radiata (mung bean)
Lineage: Eukaryota; Viridiplantae; Streptophyta; Magnoliopsida; Fabales; Fabaceae
Product: basic 7S globulin
Exons: 1
Coding region: 233-1465 (410 amino acids)
Biological process (GO): proteolysis
Molecular function (GO): aspartic-type endopeptidase activity
Source: RefSeq, a predicted model, not a curated record
UAUGAAGAGAGAGAAGAAGAGAAGAUAAGCACGAGGUGUGUCAUCUAGUCAGCUACUACCAAAAAAGUUCACACACCACUAUUCUUCCUUUCUUAAUUCCCACCUUCUCUUAUCCCUCAAACCCAACUCAACCCCAAACCCAACAACAACUAUAUUUCAACAAGCCGCGGCGACUCGACUCUCUCAAACCUAUUUUUCAACUACCAACUGCUCUCACUCUCACCUCUCUACCAUGGCUUCCUCUUCCCUCCUUCUCCCACUCUCUCUCACCCUUCUCUACCUUCUCUCUGUUCCCUCUUCUGCCUACAAGUCUUCUCUCGCCCUACCCGUUAUCAAAGACCACUCCACGCACCAGUACUUAACCACCCUUUCUUACGGCACCCCUGUUGAAGAGGCUAAAUUUGUGCUUGAUCUCGGCGGCUCCUCCCUCUGGGUUGACUGUGCUUCCCGAACCGCCCCAUCUGCAUCUCUCGCCACUAUUUUCCACCGUUCUGUUCGCUGCCUCACGGCCAAGGGUCCUGAAAUCGAGACCCACAGGUGGCUCUCCAGCCUCGCUAACCCGGUGGAUCAAGACCAAGCGUGUCAGAUUUCUGCCGAGAACACCAUCACCGGGAAAAAGGUCGCCGAAGGUGAGCUUGUCGAAGACCUCUUUGAACCCUCUCACCAGCUUCUCUUCACCUGCGCACCCACCCUUCUCUUGAAUGGUUUGGCCACCGGGGCUAAAGGCAUGGUGGGUCUCGACAGAUCUCGCACCUCUUUCUCGUCUCAGGUUUUUCACUCUGUUGGAACCCAGAGAAAAAUCUCUCUCUGUCUCUCCCCAUCUUCUGGAGUUGUUCAAUUUGGGAACAUGGUCCAGGAAUCUCAGCCCGGCUCCGAAAUCCUCAGAUCUCUCACCUUCACUCCUCUGCUCACCAACCCAGACCAGAACCACCCUUCCAUCAACGUUAAUUCCGUCAAAAUCAACGGAAAGAAGGUCUCUUUUGACACCCCUUUGGGUGGGGGCGCUCAGCUGAGCACCGUGGUGCCCUACACCACACUCCAGACCUCAAUCUACGCUAACUUCGAGAGCGCGUAUUUGAAAGCCGCCUCGGUUUUGAACAUGAGCAGAGUGAGUCCCGUUUCCCCCUUUGGACUCUGUUUUUCGUCCGAGGGAGUUGGAAUCUCGCAAGUGGGACCCAACGUGCCGGUUAUCGAUCUGGUGUUGCAGAGCGAGAUGGUUAAGUGGAGUAUAUACGGAAGAAACUCGAUGGUGCAGGUGAGCGACGAUGUUAUGUGCUUAGGGUUUGUGGACGGAGGCGAGAACCCUAGAAAUCCCAUUGUUAUUGGAGGGUAUCAAUUAGAAGAUGUGUUGGUUCAGUUUGAUUUCGAUACUUCCAUGGUGGGAUUUAGUCCUUCGCUCCUGACGAGGCACGCGAGUUGCUCAGAUUUGAAAUCUGGAUCUUCUGCACAACCGAUUUCAGUUUAACCAUAGUUCUUGUGAUAAUAGUUUAUUAUCCAUACCUUAUAGUUUUCUUAGAUUAAGAUGAGUUUUGAGGAGUUUAACAGGUUCUGUAAUAACCCUUUUCCUUUUACUCCCCUGCGGUAUGUGUAUACACUGCUUAUGUGCCUAUGUAUGGCGAUGGCAUUUUUGGUUAUAUUGUUUUUAUAUUUUAAAUUAAAAUACUUCUUCUCCAGCA